AUCUACUUGCUAGCUACACGUAUCAAUUUAAAUUAUUCGUCCUCGCACAAAGGACCGCAUUCCACUCUUCUAUGAAAAGGUCGGCUUAUAUUUUAAAGAUUUUUAACGCGCAUGUGCGAAGUGGUUCAUUCAGACAAAUGCGUCCCGACGGCAGAACAGUUACCCCCCGACUCUGGGGUGGGAAGUUUCCAAUAAAUCUCUAUUUUACCCUAUUAUUUAUUGUGUGAACACUGUUGCACCUUUGUGGUAUCGAGUUAAAUUACUUUGAAGUUGUGCUUAAAUCUGGAUGUGCGUUAGCAAUGGGCAGUCUCCCGGGGUACGAUGUGUGAUGGUGGUAAAGGGGCUCGGAGGCGGCGGCCCGGCCGCGCCAUGCUGCCCGCCCGGCUGGCACAGCUGGCGUUGCUAGUGGCAGCCACCAGCGGGUGCUAUCUCUUCCCCAGUGACGUCCCAGACCCUUGUCGCGGCGUGUCUUGCGGGCCGGGCGCGCUCUGCCGGCCGACCCCCGAUGGCCACGCAUACAACUGCGAGUGUCCCACGUCCUGUCCCAGCUACGGAGACCACGAGGGCUCCAGACCUCUGUGCGCAAGCGACGCCAGGGACUACCCCGGCGAAUGUGAGAUGCGCAGAGCUGCUUGCGACUCCAACACUAAUAUUACGUUCAAAUAUUAUGGGAAGUGUGACCCCUGCGCUGGAGUGACCUGCCCAGACCCAGAAGUGUGCCAACUAGACGAGCGCCGGGCGCCAUCUUGUCGCUGCGCCGAGCCCUGUCCUCUCGAGUUCUCGCCCGUCUGCGCUUCCGACGGGAAGACCUACUCCAACGAGUGCCAAAUGCACCGCGAGUCCUGUCGCGCCAGGAAACAGUUGAAGAUCAUAUUCAAAGGGCAGUGCAGUUCAGGGGUAAACCCGUGCGCGGAGGUGGAAUGCCGUCACGGCGCUGAGUGCCGCGUGGAGGGCGGUGGCGCGGUCUGCGCCUGCCCCCCGGCCUGCGAGCCGGUGCUGCGGCCCGUGUGCGGCUCAGACGCGCGCACGCACGACAGCGAGUGCGAGCUGCGCCGCGCCGCGUGCUUGCUAGGCCGCGAACUGCGCGCGCUGCACGCCGGCGCUUGCGGUUCAAACGGCGUCUGCGCGGGCCGCGUGUGCCCCCACGGCGGCGAGUGCGUAGCGACGGGCGGGCGCGGCGUUUGUCGCUGCCCUCGCUGCUCCAACGAAUUUGCUCCCGUGUGCGGCUCCGACGGGAUAUCGUACGGCAACCGCUGCAAGCUGCAGCUGGAGGCUUGCAGGCACCGCCGAGACGUGCAGGUCUUAUACGACGGGCCCUGCAACGGCUGCGAAAACAAGAAGUGCGAGUUCUACGCUGUUUGCGAGAGCGACGGUGUUUCGGAAGCGAGCUGCGUCUGCCCCAAGCACUGCGAAGAAGGCACUGAGACCGAAGAAGUGUGUGGCAACGACAACCAGACGUAUAGCAGCGUGUGCGCAUUACGCGACGUAGCGUGCCGCGAGAAGAGGAGGCUGCAUAUCAAGCAUAUGGGGUCCUGCGAAUCCUGCGCCGGCAUCCAAUGCCCGGCCGGCACGUGGUGUGCGCGCGGCGCUUGCGCGUGCGCUACUCCUUGCGCCGAUGCUGAGAGGGAGCCAGUGUGUUCUAAUACGAAGCAGACGUUUGUUCACGAAUGUGCUCUGCAGAAAGCGGCCUGUGAGGCUCGCAUGAGAGGAGAGCCGCCUAUACACGUCGCUUACUAUGGCGAGUGCGCUGAUUCGACUGACGAGAAUACUACUGCAGGAACGAACAAAUCAGUCAGAAUAGUGGACAGCAAUGAAAUCCGCACUGGAGACGAGACUGCUGAGAGUUCCAGCGAGCCAGGAACCAGUACAGCAGUAUGCGCAAGAGUGCAGUGCGCGUAUGAAGCCACCUGCGCAGUCGACGCUAAUGGACAACCCAGAUGUGCCUGUUUAUUCGACUGCGCCGCAGCAGCGGCAGCGGCCGCGUCGUCAGCCCCAGUGUGCGCAUCAGACUUGCGACUGUACCCUACACUGUGCCACAUGAAGCUAGAAGCUUGCAGGCGACAGGAAGACUUGAGGCUGCGACCGCUGCCUUUGUGCCGAGGGUUGGAGUUCAGGCCGUGUGGCGAUGACGAGCCUGUUAUGGACUCUGAUGGGCGUCCAUUGGAUUGCGGCGGGGGCCCUCACCGGAAAGACUGUCCUGUUGGCAGCUACUGUCAUCAUACUGCAAAGGCUGCUAGGUGUUGCAGAAAAGAAAAAGGCCUAGUCGAAACCAAGGGGUGCCAAGAGUCGUGGCACGGCUGCUGCUCCGACGGGGUCACUCCUGCGAGAGGGCCCGGCGGCGUGGGGUGCCCUUCGCAGUGCGGGUGCCAUAGGCUGGGUUCCGUAUCCGAGCAGUGCGACGAGAGCGGCCAGUGUGUGUGUAGGCCGGGCGUUGGUGGUCUGAAGUGUGAUAGAUGUGAGCCUGGAUAUUGGGGACUGCCGAGGAUUGGGACGGGACAUACUGGGUGUAUACCAUGCGGCUGCUCGGCGUUCGGUUCAGUUCGCGAAGACUGCGAGCAGAUGACCGGCCGCUGCGUGUGCAAGCCCGGCAUCCAGGGACAGAAGUGCACCGUGUGCUCCAACCACGAGCACACGCUCGGCCCUAACGGCUGCUUCGACCCGGAGUCGACCCAACUGCCAGCCACCAACUGCGACCGCAUGACGUGCUACUUCGGCGCCUACUGCGUCGUCCGCAGCGGGCUCGCGACCUGCGAGUGCGGCGCCACCGAGUGCCCGCCCUCCGACGGGCCCUCAGUAUGCGGCAGCGACGGCCGCACCUACCUCUCCACCUGCCACCUCAGGUCCCACGCCUGCCGCACCCAGUCCGACGUCGUCGCCCAGGCCUUCGGACCCUGCGCAGAAGAAACCCCCCACGUCAGGCGAGAGAGUUUCGUUAUCGAAGAUAGAGAUGAGCCGAGCUGUGUGCCGAAGUCGAAGCCAAAGAUUGAUUUUGAGGAGGAAGAGCUGACGAAUGAGGUGGAAGAGGAUUAUUUGUUGUACGAGGAGUUUGUGGAGGAGUCAUCUGAUAUGUAUAAGGUGCCGUUGUUUGAUGGGAGCGCGAGGAUGACGGCUCGGACUAGGUUGCCGGCGAAGCGUUUUGAUAUUUGGGCGGAGGUGUCUGCUGUUUGCGGGACAGGGGCGCUAGUGAGCGCUUCAGGGACGCGGGACCAUUUGUGGCUGGGUUACGUCGGGGAGAGGGCUGUUUUGCGAUGGGACUCGGGGAGUGGACCAGCAGAGCUGCACUCUGGGAAGGUGAAGAUAGACGGCCGCUCGAAGGUGUCAGCGAGGAGAUACAAGAAAGACGCAAUGCUGCGGGUCGGCUCGGCCACGGCGAGAGGGUCGGCGCCGGGUCGGAUGACUUCGCUAGACGUCGACCCUUUCAUCUACGUCGGCCAUCCACCUGAAAAUGUUACGAGAUUAUCCGGCGCCAACCUCCACGGGUUCGUAGGCUGCGUGCACCGACUGCGCGUGAGCGGGCGUGACGUCAUCCCGCCAUCGCGCGGGCUUCACGUCACUUCGCACGGGAUCCGUCCGUGCACCCCCCACAAUCUGGCCCGGCUUGUAUGUCCUUGAAUUGUUGAUUAUUGUCAAUGUUAUCAUUGAUUUUUAACGAAAUUGGAAUUCAGCUGCUGGUACAGUAACAUUUUUAAGAAUAAGAAUACAUACUUUAUUCAGCAUAGAAAAUAAAAUAAAAAUACAGUACAUAUAACAUUAAACUAAGUACAAGCUAUGCUGAAGAGGCGUCCGCUCAGCUAUAUUCGCGACUUAACAAGCGCCAUGUCGAGAAGCUGGUUUUCAGCGGGAACCAUUUUUUGUUAAAGUAGGUAAGUAUUACGAACUGCACCUUUGAUCGGGACGCUAAGUACACUGAUCUUACCAUUAACCUCCUUUUGUCAGGAGAAGUACACGAGUAACUAGUAGGGUAUCACUACCGCAGGCCACUACCAACGGGUCAAUAUGAAAAUCAUUAGGGGAGGCCUAUGUUCAGCAAUGGAUGUCCUGUGGCUGAAAUGAUGAUGAUGAUGAGGCUAUAACUCGUAGGUAUGUAUAACUCGUUAGGUAACUCGUAACAUUAACAUCCGAAAAUGUAAUAUUUGUUGUUAAAUCUGUUGUCGAUGAUUUUAAUGUUGCUGUAAAUCAGCAGCUGAUUAACUACAAUAUUUUAAACUCUACAAUAUUUUAACAAAGCCUAUAUUGCAAGGUAUACUGGAGUUCAUUUAUAGAAAUAAACUACAUUCCAUCAGCACACGGUGGUUUUGCCGUAUCUGGAAGCUAUCCAAACUGUGACCAAAAGAGAAGAACGUAAAGGCGUAGAAACUGCGACGCCAGCCAAAUCCACGAAAUACAUUCUUUUCUUCAGUGAAAAUGAGGCUUAAUAUUAGUCUAAACAAGAUGUAAAUUGGCGUAUUAAAUUAUGUAAUGCUCGUUAUUCGGCAGCUAUUCUGAUAAGAUUACAAUGAGAGUGUUUAAAGAAGAAUUAUCGCGCGCGAAGGAAAGAAAAUUUCGGUAUUCGUUAAAUAUGGUGUUUUAUUUACCGCUUAUUACUUGUUUUUUGUUCCCUAUUGAAUAAAAAUAUCAUAUUUACAUUUCAGUAUGUUAAUAAAAAAUAUUGAUAGGUAUCAAAACUUGAAAAAGUAAGAAAAUGACCAGUAAUUGACGAGUCAGUAGGUGUGUACCGGCUUAAAAAAUAGUUUUUAACUAAAAGUACGGCAGUUAUUAUAGUUUUACAGUUUUUAGUGAAAGCACAAACAGAAAAUUAUGUUUUUAAGUUAACCAUUUAACAAU
This is a messenger RNA of Ostrinia furnacalis (Asian corn borer), 4824 nucleotides long. Its product is annotated as agrin. Gene Ontology annotation, molecular function: protein binding. The transcript has 17 exons. NCBI's taxonomy places the organism in Eukaryota, Metazoa, Arthropoda, Insecta, Lepidoptera, Crambidae. Gene Ontology annotation, biological process: multicellular organism development; cell differentiation. Gene Ontology annotation, cellular component: extracellular region. The record is from RefSeq and is a predicted model, not a curated record. The coding region runs from base 322 to 3612 and encodes 1096 amino acids.